Molecule: messenger RNA, 3347 nt
Organism: Cladophialophora immunda
Lineage: Eukaryota; Fungi; Ascomycota; Eurotiomycetes; Chaetothyriales; Herpotrichiellaceae
Exons: 3
Coding region: 942-3074 (710 amino acids)
Biological process (GO): endoplasmic reticulum to Golgi vesicle-mediated transport; intracellular protein transport
Cellular component (GO): Golgi membrane; cytosol
Molecular function (GO): syntaxin binding
Source: RefSeq, a predicted model, not a curated record
UUUGGCUGUUCAGUCCAGUCUCUCUCAGGCUGGGAAACAAGGUGAUUUGUUUUCUGGUGGUCGACGGGUUUUCUGUGUAGGGGCUGCCCUGCCGCCUGCGCCUGUGGCCUUCUGCCUUUUUGCCUGUGCACCUGCAACCACCGCCCCCAAGACAGGAAAAAAAAAGAGCCUUCUUCUUGGAUUUGCCCGCACUUCGAACCGUGCAAACAAAGACCAACUUCCCACUCAGAUCACUCUUCUCUAGUAUGGACCAGUCUGAAGGAAACAAGCACUAAUAAUGCACCCAAUGCACCCGUCCCUGAUGAGCGGUACACAAAAGAGGCUCAAGAGGACGUGUUUUGGGCGGAUUCAAAUCAAUAUUAGAUGAUGAGCGAACGCGCCACAGUCACGCCAACGUCAACACAACCCGACUCCAGCCCAUGCGGUGAUGCCAGAUGGAGAACCAUUCAAGGCCACUUAUUACAGAGCACUGUCCGAGCGUGCCGAGGAACAAGAUUACAGAGUGGAAAAGGAGGAAAGGAGGGAAGAGAGGGUUAUCGUGGACAAAGUGUUUGGGUGAUGAAAGAAUGAGGAGGAAGUGAGAGGGAGAGAUGGAAGGCCAGUUUAACGUCUGAGAUUGAAGCGCCCUGUAAUAGUCUCGGCCUAAGCCGUUUUGGGGGUGGCGCCUGGAUUCCUCCGUAAUGGCCAGUAGCAGCCACUUUUUGGCCCAAGGGCCCCGACCAUAUGCUUUUGGAGGACUCUUUGGUGCAGGGAAUCUCUUUGUGUACAGACCAAACUCACUCCAGUCAAACGUCGACGUGUGUGCCUGCUGUCCCGUCCACGUGUGCUUCUCCAUGAUGCAACGCUGUCCUUAGACUCGGCCAUCGCGAGGUCAAGAUGACAGUAGGCUUUCCACAACUCCACCCAAACUUACCAUCUGCGGACCUUCAUCCUCGACGAACAUGGCAUCCCGCACCCAGACUCUACGGGACCGUCAGAUAGCUUCUAUCGAACGCAUCCUGAGUCUGAACCACGACCCUUCAUCUACCUCAAAUGGCGAUGCCCCGUCCAGUCCGCAAGCGGCUUCGCUUCUCAACGAGGACGGAGAACCUAUAUGGAAAGUUCUUGUGUUUGACAAUCUUGGACGAGACAUAAUCAGCAGUGUCCUGCGGGUGAAUGACCUGCGGAGCAAAGGAGUAACAAUACACCUAAACAUAAAUUCUCCUCGCUAUCCCAUACCAGAUGUCCCUGUCUUGUACCUCGUCGAACCUACUACAGUCAAUAUUCAGCUCAUAUGCUCCGACCUUGCCCGAGGGCUAUACUCUCCAGCCUAUGUCAACUUCAUCUCCUCGAUAUCUCGACCGUUACUUGAAGAAUUCGCCGCCCAGAUAGCCUCCACAAACACAGCAGACUCCGUCGCCCAAGUCUACGACCAAUAUCUGAAUUUCGUUGUGGCCGAACCGGAUUUGUUCAGUCUAGCAAUGGGAAAAGAGUCCUAUUGGACAUUUAAUAGUGCCACAGCAGAAGCUGAGGUCCAGGAUGCAGCCAUAGACAGGAUCGUGAGCGGGUUGUUCAGCGUCAGUGUGACAAUGGGGUCGGUGCCCAUUAUACGAUGCCCUCAAACAGAACUCGCCAAAAUGAUUGCAACGAAACUGGACCGAAAACUAAGAGACCACGUCCUCAACUCCAAAGAUAACUUGUUCUCAUCAAAAGGCUCCGCAGCCAACCUAUACUCCGCGCCCUCACGACCGGUUCUGAUAAUCCUAGACCGCAAUAUCGACCUGGUCCCGAUGCUAUCUCAUUCGUGGACAUACCAGUCCUUGGUUCACGAUGUCCUAAAGAUGCACCUGAAUCGAAUUACGGUAGAUGUUGCCGACGAGGGUGAUCCGACCGCAAAACCCCGGGCGUAUGACCUUAAUGCAAGCGACUUCUUCUGGGCGCGCAAUGCAAGCGCUCCCUUCCCUCAAGUCGCCGAAGACAUCGACAAAGAACUCACAAAAUACAAAACCGAUGCGGAAGAGGUGACCAGGAAAACAGGCGUGAACAGCAUCGAAGACCUCAACGACAGUUCGGCGUCCGCAGCCCACUUGAAAGCAGCAAUAACGCUGUUGCCCGAGUUGCGCGAGCGCAAAGCUACGCUAGAUAUGCACAUGAACAUUGCGACCGCACUGCUCAAAGGUAUCAAGGACCGCCAACUCGACAACUUCUUCCAGCUGGAAGAGACCGUUACCAAACAAGCCCCCGACCAAAUGCUCGCUCUCAUUAAAUCGGAGGACAAGGGCAACAAUCCGUUGGACAAGUUGAGAAUAUUCAUUAUCUGGUACCUCAGCGUCGACAAGGAACUCUCGAAAUCCGAGCUCUCAGAAUUCGAGUCCGCACUUACAGCUGCCGGCGUGGGAGACGCCGUGGUAGCAAUAAAACAUAUCUCCAACGUGCGUCUAGAAAUGCGAGGGACCAUGAUGAGCUCCACAGCACCGUCCCAGCAACAACCGUCCUCCCAAGCGCCAUUGUUCGGCGGCCUAUCCUCACUGUCCAAAAAUUUCACCGAAAAGCUCUCUUCCACGGCCCUCGGAAACACAUUUAGCAACGUAAAUCUCGAAGCCCUCGUGUCCGGAGUGAAAAAUUUCCUACCAGCGAACAGGGACCUCACGGUGACCAAGAUUGUUGAGUCAAUCAUGGAUCCUCCUGCCGCGAGUUCCAGCGCGAUCGCCAUGACGGAAGGUUAUCUAUAUUUCGACCCGAGGAGUGCGCAUGCGAGGGGUAUUCCCGGGACGGCGAGCGGGUCGAAUCCACCGUCGAGAGACGGCAGGGGAGGCCCUGGUGGCCAAUCGGGCGGCGCAGGUGUGAAUCCCAGCUUUGGCCAAAGGAGACAAGGGUAUACGGAAGCAAUCGUCUUCACCGUAGGAGGAGGCAGCAUGGAUGAAUACGGCAAUCUACAGGAGUGGGUCAAGCGGACGAGUGGGCUGGGGGCCGCCGGUGCUGGAGGAGUAGGCGCCAACGCCCCCAGGACGAGGAGAGUCGUCUAUGGCAGCACCGAGUUGGUCAAUGGGGAGGACUUUUUGUCCGAGUUGGUGAGACUAGGGAAAGAACUGUGACAGAGAGAUAGCGCGUGUACACAGCCCAUCAUUUGUUUGCGCACAUGGUAAACGUGUGAGGAGCGAAUUGCUCGACUUGGAACUCCCAAGUGCGAGGUAGAGAGAUGCCAAUCAAACAGGAUCUCAGAAGCCGAAAUGGUGGCUGACUAGCUGUCAUUCUAUCUUCAUAUGUCGCCCUUGGACAUGGCGUCCUCUGACCACAACGGUCAAGUGAACACGAACAGUCCAGGCGACUUACUCUGCCAACCAUAUCAACAUCAGCAGUAACAUAAC